Messenger RNA from Echinococcus granulosus, 3423 nucleotides. RefSeq names its product Adenylate cyclase type. Gene Ontology annotation, molecular function: adenylate cyclase activity. The transcript is spliced from 2 exons. Lineage: Eukaryota; Metazoa; Platyhelminthes; Cestoda; Cyclophyllidea; Taeniidae. The coding region runs from base 1 to 3423 and encodes 1140 amino acids. The record is from RefSeq and is a predicted model, not a curated record. Gene Ontology annotation, biological process: adenylate cyclase-activating G protein-coupled receptor signaling pathway; intracellular signal transduction; cyclic nucleotide biosynthetic process.
AUGCCUCUCUCUGGCACAGGAGGCGAAUCGCCACAUAGAGUUAACAUUGACGAAGAAGCUGAUUAUGACUUUGAAGACAUUUUUGAAAAAGCUGGCCAGGACAUUCGACAGGACCAUCAAAUGACCAACAUAUUCGACCGAUCGGACACAAAAACAACUUUUUUUGAGAGACUCAUGGGUGCGCUAGAGGAUAUUCAUUAUCUGAUGUCCUUCUCUUCCCCGAUUAUUUCCCAUUAUUUCCAAAACGUCACAGAAUGCAUGAUUAAAAGAAAAGUGCGUCAAUUCAUGAAACUACUCGUUGCCUAUUGGUGUGUCAUGCUCAUCAAAUCACUUCGACAACCAGAUGCCUCAGUGACCAAUCUCAAAUUCGCCGCCCUCAUGAUGGGAUCCUUUAUAUUCCUCUACAUAUACACGUUUCGACGGUUAAGUCGCAGUGAGUAUAAGUUCAUUUCCUUACUCCUAACGAUUGGCAGUCUAAACUACACACUCUAUGAGUCCUGCAGGCAGGAAGCCGCAAUGGAUGGCUCAUACGCCUAUCCCUUUUCUCUCAUUGUUACGAUAAUCGUCUUCCUUCCUCUGGACAUGAAUAUAAUUGUACCUGUCCUGUUGGUAUUUUGCGUCAUCUUCUGCAUCAUAUCCUCGCGCCAGGUCACCUAUUCCCACAUAAAACGAGAUCUCUACAAGAACAGCAUCCACCCACUCUACUCGCAAGUACACGCCUACAAGUUUUACAUACUCGAAGGUGGUACGGAGGCCUGGUCUAUCUUUGCAGAGGACUACUGCAUGGUUCAGGCUACCAGUUGGCUCACCGUUAUUUUCAUUGGCUGUUACUUGAGAUUUUGGAACGAUUUGCGUCGGCGAUCCGCAUUCUCCAUCAUCGGCAAGUCAGUGCGAGCCCGCAAUCAAAUCGAGACAUCUCUGACUGAUCAAAGAGAUUGGAUCACGGCCAUCAUGCCCGUGCAGGUACGAGAUCAUUAUAUAGCGAUGCUGAGGGACAAAAGCCAGGGGGAUGAUAUUUGGGUUUUCUCGAAAUCCUUCAACGAAGUCAGUAUCCUCUUUGCUGACAUUGUUGGCUUCACGAAAAUGAGUUCAUCGAAAACGGCCACCAAAAUCGUCAUGCUGCUGAACGAUCUGUACAAUCGAUUUGAUGAUUUGUCCACUCAAUUAAAUUGUGAAAAGAUUGGCACACUCGGUGACUGCUACUACGCUGUCGCUGGGUGCCCAGUGGAACGCGAAGACCACGCUAUGUGCUGUGUCGAGUUCGGCCUCGGCAUGUGCCGCAUCAUCAAGGUAUUCAAUAGGGACAAUAACGAGGAGGUCAACAUGCGUGUUGGGGUGCAUACGGGCCGCGUAAAUGCAGCCAUAAUUGGUUGUAGCCGCUUCCGAUACGACGUCUACUCGACAGAUGUAAUCGUAGCCAACGAAAUGGAGACCUACGGCCUGCCUGGUCGCGUACACAUCUCGCAUACAACAUUCAAACUGGUGAAAGGUCUCUACCGCUUCGCCAAAGGCCCACCUCUGCCCAUGCUCAAGGAACAACAGGUCGGCAUGGGCGGCCUGGAUCAAGUGGAAGUCGAACUUAAGACCUACUUUGUUGAUCCACUCUCGUCCCUCAUGAGAAAGCAGAGUGAAAAUUAUGGGCAGACAGGAAUGCCAAGCCGUAUUCUGACACUUCAGAGUGAAACAAAAAAUGGAAAAAUGAGCGACUCCGAGGACGAGUCUACAGGGAGUGAAGAUGCCAGUGGAACCAGUGACAAGUCAGCCCAAAAUUCCCAAGGUAAGGGCACAAUUUUUUCCUCGGACGACCAAAAUUCGACAUUAAGUGAGGCAGAAAACGUUCGACGACGUAACUUACGCGAUAUUCGGCUUGUUCAGACACUUCAGGAUGAUCCCAAACACCAGGUGAAGCUGUUUCGAUUUGUGCCUCUGACACCAAUUUUUCAUCGCUUUCAAGAUACAACCAUCGAAACCGCCUUCAAAAACUAUAUGCAGGGAUACCUACCAGUUGUCACCAUUGAAUCACCACGCUUAGCACCUGUUCUCGAUGUCCUAAUGAUAUCUCUCACUACCAUGGCUAUCCUGGUUCCGUACAUAAUUCAUUUAAAUGUGGACUCUAAUGGAUACCUUGCUCGUGAGACCCCGGUUCCUAUGGCUGUGCUGGCUUCGUCAUUCAUCUUGGCCUCCAUUUUUGCAUACGGAUCAACAAAACACGCUUCCACCGUUGUUGUGGAGCGUAACACUGGAUUCAGAAUCUUUGCAAGUUACACCUUUCGAGAAAUCGUCCUUGCGAUUUUGACCCUACUGCCCUCUGUCGUGUUUUUUGUCCAACUCUUCUCCGCAGACAUCGAAAAUGACGCCAAUACUCAGGAUCGUGUGAUAUACCUGGAAUUCGGGAUGCUGACCAUUUUAGUGCACUGCAUGGCCACAUCCAGUUUUUCAUGGGUCCGCGGAUUCUGCAUCCUCAUAAGUGCUAUUGGUUUUUGUUUCGCGCUUGGGAAGGUUAGAAAAGAUUUUGAUUACGCCUAUUGCGAGCCCACACUCUGGUACAUGCACAUGGAUAAACCUGUAGAGGGCAUCAACGAACGCAUAGCCUCCAUUUUUACAUUGGCAGCAGUGGUUUACUUCAUUACCACAGAGAACGAAAGGAGCAUUCGGUUGUGGUACUAUGUACUUCGUGAGGCCGAAUUUGCUUGCCGGACAGCAGUGAAGGAGAGCGAAUCGGCUCAACAAUUAUUGGACAAUGUUAUUCCGCCGUACAUCUUCACCCAGCUGGCGAUGCUAGGUCAUCGACGUCUGAAGGCAGGAACAUUCUGCUUUGCAAAUGCGAUCUCUGACGUCGCGGUUUCUUUCGCCACCCUGACCAACUUCUUCAAGAGCUACUACCGGGAGGACUAUCGCGGUGGUGAAGGUGCACUCAAACUCCUAAAUACUAUCAUCUGUGCCUUCGACAACCUGAUGAAACAGCCGCAGUAUGCGAGUGUCGAGAAGAUCAAGACAGUCAAUGACUGCUACAUGAUUGCAGCAGGGUUGAAUCAGCUGCAGCGUGAGUCACAAGUGCCGAAGGACAGGCAUAUCUACGAGUUGAUGGAAUUUGACUUCGCUCUGUAUGACACUCUGAAUGAAAUCAACGACAAAUACAUUAUAGGCACGGACAAGUUUCAGAUGAAAAUAGGUUAUUACAUUGGUGAUGUUACUGCUGGAAUUAUAGGCUCUCGCAAGCCCAUCUACGACAUAUGGGGGAACACUGUUAAUGUGGCUAGUCGAAUGUACUCCACAGGAUCUGCGGGUCAGAUACAAACGCCGAAAGAAGUCACUGAACGACUGGGUGACCGAUACAACUAUGAGUACAGAGGACGAGUGUUUGUGAAAGGCGGAAACACCUGUACUGCACUAGUUGUUGGCCAAAUAAAAGUUGCAAGUUAG